AGCACCAGCGGUUUCAUGGCCCGCAAAGCCUUGCUCCAGGAGCAGGAGCUGCCAAGGCAUGGCCCCAGGGCCAGGAUCCUGCCCUCCGCCCUCCCCGUCACAGACGCCAUCAGUCAACGAGAGGCUUCGGGCAGCAGAAGGCAGCGUCCCAAGGCCAGUCCAGCACCAAAAGGGCCUGUCCCCAGAGAAGCCCCAAGGCCUGGGCCCAGCAAGUGUGUCGCCAUUGACUGUGAGAUGGUGGGGACAGGCCCCCAUGGGCGUGUGAGCGAGCUGGCCCGCUGCUCUGUGGUGAGUUACAACGGUGAUGUUCUCUACGACAAGUAACUGCGGCCUGAGAUGCCCGUUGUGGACUACCGCACCCGCUGGGGCGGCGUCACCCGCCAGCACAUGCGCAAGGCCAUCCCCUUCCAGGUGGCCCAGAAGAGGGCCUUCCUGCCUCCUCUCCUCACAGAUCCUCAGCUCUUGAAAGGGCAGUUGGUGGUGGGGCACGCACUCAAUGACUUCCAGGCCCUCAGUAACGUUCAUCAUCCUCGGAGCCAGACCCGGGAUACCACUUACGUCCCAAACCUGCUCAGUCAUCCCAGCUCCCACACCCGAGCUCGGGUCUCCCUUAAGGACCUGGCCCUGCACCUGCUCCACAAGAGAUCCAGGUAUGUAGGACAUCAGGGACACUCGUCUGGAGAUGCCAUGACAGCCAUGGAGCUCUACAAGCUGGUAGAGGUGCAGUGGGAACAGCAGGAGGCCGACAAUGCCAAGGCCCCACCCCGAGGACGGCAGCCGACAGCAGCACUGACGUGGAGGGAGCAGUACAUGGAGGACCAGUACUGGCCGGACGAGCUGGCCCAGAGCACCAGUGGAGACAUAGGGGAGUGAGAGGACAGGAGCCUGCGGGUGCCGGAUGGGGCAGGGAAGCCGGGAGUGGUCUCUCUAGGCAGACCUGGGAGAUGGGGUCAGGGCACUCCCUGCCCACAUGCAGUCGGGUUCACAGCACCUUUGGUAUCUAAGGGAUGCUUUUCUUCAAUACCCUGUGGUUUUGCAAAGGACACUAGUGUCGGUAGUGCCCAGGAGGUGCAGGAAAGUGCCACAGGACUGUCCAAGGCUGUCCCUGGCUCCCUGAGCCAAGUCUGGGCUCAGUGCUCUGCUGCUCUGGGGAUAACAGCGUCUCCCUGGGGUACUGAAUUGCUGUGGGUGUCCCUGGAGCUCCCUCUCUCCCUCUGGCAGGGUGAAGUUCCGCUGCUGUUGCCACCACUCUCCUCUACAGAUAUGUUUAGGAUCAUAAUAACUUAAAUAGUUAAGAAAGCCCUUUAAAGAAGACACCCGUUUCCCUGUCCCUUACUUUCUUAGAUGUCCUAUGCCCUAAGGAUAACUUUGGGUUCCG
Messenger RNA from Arvicola amphibius (Eurasian water vole), 1378 nucleotides. It is a transcript of the gene Aen, whose product is annotated as apoptosis enhancing nuclease. Gene Ontology annotation, molecular function: nucleic acid binding; exonuclease activity. The record is from RefSeq and is a predicted model, not a curated record. NCBI's taxonomy places the organism in Eukaryota, Metazoa, Chordata, Mammalia, Rodentia, Cricetidae. Gene Ontology annotation, cellular component: nucleus.